This is a messenger RNA of Durio zibethinus, 2171 nucleotides long. RefSeq names its product putative protein S-acyltransferase 7. The record is from RefSeq and is a predicted model, not a curated record. Lineage: Eukaryota; Viridiplantae; Streptophyta; Magnoliopsida; Malvales; Malvaceae. Gene Ontology annotation, molecular function: protein-cysteine S-palmitoyltransferase activity. Gene Ontology annotation, biological process: peptidyl-L-cysteine S-palmitoylation; protein targeting to membrane. Gene Ontology annotation, cellular component: Golgi apparatus; endoplasmic reticulum.
AAUCAAUCAAGAAUCUCUGUUCAUCUAAACACAAAAAGGAAAACCCACAAAAAAACUCCCACCAUUGUUUUUAAAAGCUCAUGCCUUGUCCCUGACUCGUCCCCGACUUGCCGGAACUCUAUUAACUCCCCCCGUCCUUACUCAGUCCUCCCAUGGCCUUACAUUUCUCAACUUAAAAGCUCCUUCCUUUUCCCUCGAAAGCUAAUUUUUUAUUUUUACUUUUUCUGAGAGUGAGGGUAAAAGAGAGAGAUGUAUGUGGUGCCGCCACCGCAGCGAUCGAAUCCGGGUUCCUCCGGCGGCGGGUCGGGUGAUUUACGGGUUUACCAAACUUGGAAAGGCAGAAAUAUAUUUUUAUUUCAAGGGAGGCUUAUAUUUGGACCAGAUGUAAAAUCAUUAGGGCUAACUAUUUUACUUAUAGUAGCUCCGGUGUCCAUUUUCUGUGUGUUUGUUGCCAGGAAAUUGAUGGAUGACUUUCCUCAUCACUGGGGUAUUUCAAUCAUGGUUGUUGCCGUUGUCUUCACUGUCUAUGAUUUAGUUCUUCUACUGCUAGCAUCCGGAAGAGAUCCUGGUAUAAUUCCGUGCAAUGCACACCCCCCGGAGCCAGAAGGUUUCGAUGGGAAUUCAGAUGUUGGGGCUGGUCAAACUCCACAGUUACGAUUGCCACGCAUUAAAGAAGUGGAGGUCAAUGGAAUCACUGUGAAGAUCAAGUAUUGUGACACUUGCAUGCUUUAUAGACCUCCUCGCUGCUCACACUGUUCAAUCUGCAAUAACUGUGUAGAACGAUUUGAUCAUCACUGUCCUUGGGUUGGGCAAUGUAUUGGACUGCGAAAUUACCGGUUCUUCUUCAUGUUUGUCUUCUCGACAACCCUUCUUUGUAUAUAUGUUUUUGCAUUCUGUUGGGUCUACAUUAGAAGGAUCAUGGCAUCAGAGGGGACAACAAUUUGGAGAGCCAUGAUUAAAACUCCAGCUUCCAGUGUUUUAAUAGUUUACACUUUCAUCUCAAUGUGGUUUGUUGGUGGUUUGACUGCCUUCCAUUUGUAUCUGAUCAAUACAAACCAGACAACAUAUGAGAAUUUCAGGUAUCGAUAUGAUCGCCGAGCUAACCCCUAUAACAAAGGUGUGGUUGAGAACUUCAAGGAGAUAUUUUGUUCUAGCAUUCCCUUAUCCAAGAACAACUUCAGGGCAAAGGUGCCCAGGGAACCUGUGUUACCAACACGAGCUGGUGGUUUUAUGAGUCCAAAUAUGGGGAAGACGGUGGAUGACAUAGAAAUGGGUAGGAAGACAGUGUGGGCCGAUAUGGGGGCUGGCACUAAUCAUUGUGAAGGGCAACUUACAAGUGACCGUGUAAAUGUUAAGGAGGGUGAAUUAGGAGAAUUGUCUCCAGAUAUUAGAACUACAGUAGAUGACAGAGGUGACCGUGCUGUUAUACAUCCCAGGAGAUCUAGUUGGGGGAGAAAAAGUGGUAGCUGGGAAAUGUCACCGGAAGUUCUUGCUUUGGCUGCUAGAGUGGGGGAACCAAAUCGAGCUGUUGGGAGUAGCAGCAGCAGCUUGACAACUGAUAAUCGCCAGACAUAACCAAUGCUGUGAUAUUGACUGUAGGAUACGGAAAAGGGUUUGAUUGCUAAUGUUCCUCGACUUCCUCCUUCAAUCAUGUGCAUUAUGGGGACAUUUGUUUUCGGCAGGGUGUUUGAAAGUGUUGGUUGGGCCCUUGUUCUUUGACGAAGAACUGGUGUGUUGUAUAAGAGUGAGCUUUUUCAGUUUUGAUUUUGUAUUUGUGGAAUUAGUUGGUUUCUAAUUGUAUUGACCUUGUGGAUUCAUUUUAGUGUCUUAUAGUGCUCAUUUCACCUCUGGGUACUUUGAUGUGUGCUACUGGCUGAUGGGCUCUCACUGAAUUAAGUAAAUUGGGUCAACAAGAAAGACUGGUCAUGGCAAUCAAAUUCUAGUUAGGCUUCUCUUCUUUCAAACCUCAACCAAAACGAAAUUAAGAAGUGGAAGCAUACUAGUAUUAAUUAGAAACAUGUGACUUGGAAGUUGCUAAUUCUGACUUGAAAGACCAGUCAAAAUUAAAAUCCCAAGUUUCAAUUCUAAAUAAUGCCAUGUCAUGUAAAACGUUCCACAUCAGAAUUAAAGGUAUUAGUUGCACUCUCCUAAUGUCACAGAGCAUGAAUGGC